AUGGACAGUGCGAGGAGUGAUGCUCUCUCGAGCCUACGAGAGAUCGGAAGAACUACUGAUGACACUGCCAAUCCUAGUGCAUGUGAUAUCAUACCUUCUGGAACAGCUCUACUUGCUAUGAAGAUAUCGUCUUCUUCUGGUGUCGCAUCCUGGAGAGAGAGCUCUUGGAGUGAAGGAUGUGAAGGAGCUCAAUCGAAGGUCGGAAUGAAGGACGUCCGUGAGGUCGACCAGACCGAGACCUCGAGUGCACAUAGGCACCCUGUUGAGUCAGAAGAGAGGCCCCAGUCGCCCACAAGCGAUAUCGAGCUUCCGAUCCAGCGCAAUUUUCGCGGCUGGUUGGUUGGGGAAGAUUCGGCUCUUCAAGAUGCGCUCGAUCGGGCUAGCGUCGCCCUGGCUAAGGCACGCAGGGUCAGACCUGGUCAAGAGAGUUCGACGUCCAGCACAUCGAGCCCUCGUAGUGAAGACGGCGCGCUGCCCCCGUUGGUAUGUACGCAACGGCCAGGGAGCCCACCUGCGUGGGAGUUGGUGGUGCAUGGAGAAUCACGGUCCUCCCCGAAGGAUGGACCAACAGUUGUCCAUUAUCAUCAUCAUUACCAUCAUCACUACUCCAAUGGGCUCCCUGGAGAUGCCAGAAUAGGAGAGGCAGAAAAAAAGGCAAUGGAUGACGCUAUGAAGAUGUUGAAAUCGAGCAAGUCCGGUACCGCGCAAGAUGAUCCUACUGCAGUGCAUCAUCACGUUAGCCAUCGCCAUAUUCAUCAUGAUCAUCAGCCUGUUGUUCUCCAGCAUCCAAUCGGGCACCGAGGGAUCAUUGGAGCUCAGCAAUAUCUGUUCAGACCAUCAACAGCAGAUCAUCCGCAGCGACUGAGACCCGCUUCGUCUCCUUCUUUCCGGUCGUCGUGGUACAGGAGAACCUUGGCUUGCCCACAACCACCGAAGACGACUCGCCAAUUUGGUGCGUGAGCUAUCCGUUUGCUCGCUGUCUACGUUUACGAUUGUCUAUGACUCUCUCUGUGCGGACGU
Molecule: messenger RNA, 1020 nt
Organism: Perkinsus marinus ATCC 50983
Lineage: Eukaryota; Perkinsozoa; Perkinsida; Perkinsidae
Exons: 5
Coding region: 1-960 (319 amino acids)
Source: RefSeq, a predicted model, not a curated record